Messenger RNA from Talaromyces proteolyticus, 7155 nucleotides. RefSeq names its product putative inositol kinase. The transcript has 26 exons. Gene Ontology annotation, biological process: telomere maintenance; DNA damage checkpoint signaling; protein phosphorylation. Gene Ontology annotation, cellular component: nucleus. Gene Ontology annotation, molecular function: protein serine/threonine kinase activity; protein binding. The record is from RefSeq and is a predicted model, not a curated record. Bases 1 to 7155 code for a protein of 2384 amino acids. Lineage: Eukaryota; Fungi; Ascomycota; Eurotiomycetes; Eurotiales; Trichocomaceae.
AUGGCCGGGGUUGCACCACGAAGGCUGCGGGAGCCAGACGGAGGAAAUAGGAACCCUCAUAAUUCUGCAGAGCCUUCUUCUUCCAUGUUGAACGCGCGACUAUCAAAUCGGCUCUCGUCAGAUGCACAUAAUACUAUUUCACAGUUACGAAAAGAGCUGAUCGAGAAAACUUCUGGUGCUCUUCCAAAACUUGGUGAAAAUGUCAAAGACACUCUAUCCUUGAUAUGUGUUGCAUUGAAAGUUGCUUCUGAUAAUGUCCCCCCUGGAGACAUACUUACCGGAAGUGAGACAGAACGACAUCUUUCUGACUGCUUGAAUAUUGUCCAGCUUCUUGUUGAAAGCUCUCCCCGUGCUUUGCUCGAGAACCUUGAGCCGGAGGUUCUAGGUCGAGAUACACCAUUGCCCUUCUAUGCGUGGUUGGCAGUACUGUUAGUCAGCUUGAGCGCCAAAGUGCGACUUACUAGUGUAGAAGGGAAAAUUAGAGACCUUCUUUCGUUAAUGACACUUGUUCAACAUGACAUGUCUCGAUCAUUUUCUCCUCGGAAUUCUUUUUCUACGAUCCUCCGUGUCAUGGCCACUGAUAUCCUAAGCUCCUUAGAAGCGAUCGGUGUUCCGGUAUCUAACGCGGCCAGCAUUGUGCUACCCAGUAUGACCGGGCCAAUAAAUGAAGAUCUAGUAAUGAAGCUGAGUGUACCUCGACAACUGUUUCAAACAACCAUCUCCCUUGGAGAUUUCAGUCAGGCAACACACACACUUCUCUGCAUUCUCAAUGCUAUGAUCCCAAGUGUUACUGUGAAGCAAAGCAACUUCUCCAUCGCAGGAAUCACACAAGACUCUGUAACGGCGCUAAAUCUAUCUCGUCAAACUUGGAAUUGCAUUUCUUCUUGGUUGCGAAAUACUGGAGUGAGCAAGGGGCAGGAGGUGAGAAACAUAGCUGCACAAUUUCUUCAAUUCUCCGGGGAAUCAAUGAAAAGGCUCCUGGCGACCCCGAAUAUAGGACGCCUCGAGGCUCAAGCGAGCAAAAUGCUCAGCGAAUGUCUCGUUGCAUGCAUGUCUCAGAAGCUUCUCUUUCAAGACCCAGAAAUUGAGCAUAUUCUAUCCAGUUGCCUUGAUGAUGUACUGAAAUUGGAAAGUACAUCCACGGCAAUGAGGAUCGAUGUUGAAGACAUUCUCCUUCCUAAAUUUGCAACUUUAUUGGAUGACAACGAGUCUAUUUUGAAUACAUCAGUAACAAUUCAGAAUGCCGUUAAAGCGAUUCUAAGUGCCCAUGGAUUGGAUAAAGAAGGUGAUGCAAGUGAUGCACAAGGGAAUGAGCCUCAAAAACGAGCAGCUAAACGCAUUCGACUUUCGGCGUCUCAAGGAUGUCUCAACGAAAUCACCAUAUUUCAGAAAACCAUGAUGAAAGUCUCCGAACUUUUUGGAUGCAGUGAGUGGAUGGAGUUUCAAACUGUUAUGCGCUAUGCAAGGGAAAAUUAUGCGAAUCUUUCCGAGGAUCUGAAACAAGAGUUUUUCACUUUGAUUGCAAAUAUACCCUGCGCGGCAGUUUGGCAUCAAUCGGAUCAAUCUACAAUCGCUGAUGCAGAACCAACUUCAUUCCAUUGCCAAAUAUGUGAUUCCGAGCGAGCUAUAUCUCAAGUUUCUACGCCUUGGCAUAGCACUCAUGCCGACGAGUUGCGAAGUCUCUUUUCAGAUUUGAUACCCACGGUAUCACGUAACUCAGCUUUACGCAUAGCGUCCUUACUUGCGGUCAGGAGAUUUCUUUACCAUGAACCUGAGACCACACGCUUGUCACUUAAAUCCUCGGUAUUGGGAGAGAUGUGCCUUCAUUCGCUAAAGGCCUCGUCCAGAGAAUUGCGGGUCGUAGCCGGAUAUACCCUUCCUUGUUUUCUUCGCAAGCCUGUGGAUGCCGAGGUUCGACGGCAAAAUUUCGUCAUAAUUCUUGAGUGUCUGAAGAGCGUUUCUGAGCGGACAGAUAUACCUUCUCAAGAAACUUGCGUGUUUACACUGUGCAGACUGGCAGAAGUAUCUGAAGACGAAGAGCUUAACAUUAUUCUUCUCCGUCUUCUCGAAUAUUUCGGACAUACGAACCCCUAUAUAUGCGCAGUAGCUUAUACGGAGCUUGUAAAAGUUGCGCAAAGGCUAUCCACCACUGUUGCAAGUUUGCUUCGUCCAUUCUGGAGAUCUUUGUCAAUUACAGUGAUCAAGAAUCUCCGAAGCCGCCCACACAUGGUAGAGCAACUUUGUGACCUCUUAGGAAUGUCAGUCGAUAACUUUCUUCGUUUUACCGAAGUUCAUACAUUGCCAUACCUUGUGUACACCCGCCGACAGGACAUUAUUGCAAGAAUCGCAGCUACCUAUCCGUCUAAAUCAUGCUUUGAACUUUGUAUGGAACGAAACAAUUUAGCGUCGAUCAUAGCAUUUUUGCUCAGUCAGCUUGCACAAGAUCAUGAGGGCAUGAUAUACUCCUUGUUGGUGCAGGUUGAUUCUAGAUUCCAGAGUACUUCAGUAACUAUGCUGCUUAAAACUGAACCUAUCCCUAUCACUCGGGAGCUUUUGAAAAAUAUGGGUGAUGCUGGUGGUAAUCAAGACUCAAGGUUUGAUAACGCUCUCGGUCUUCUUGCAAACCUGACCCCUAAACGACGAGGCAUAGGCUCUUCAAGCUCCAAGGCUUCCUCUGAAAUUGGACCAUUUGUAGAAGAGCAUCUUUUCGGUCUCAUUGCAGACUUUGUGGAUACAGUGAAUGAUUUACACGCGCGAUACCCCGUCAUAGAGAAGAAACGCAAUAUUAUCGCCAUUGGAGAGAUGAUAAAGCUUGCUAGAGAUCACGUCAAUGCUGCCAUUCCCCAGAUUUGUGCUUGUCUCAGAUCUUCCCUCGAAGUCGAGGAGCUAUGUGACCAUGCUUUCUCGGUUUGGUGUACUCUCAUCACCUACCUCCAACCUGAGGUAGUUGAGAGUCUUACUGACCAGUCUAUUGCAAUCAUCCUCCAAUACUGGCAAAGAAUGCAAGAGAAUAGCAAACAAAAGGCAGUAAGCCUUGUCGACCACUUGCUUCAACACCACAAUUACCAACUACGAGAAAUCUUUCAGACAUUACCAUCUCUCCUAACCAUUCCUGAGAUGUUUCACUUUGAGAACGAAAUAACUAAUUUGAGAGGUGAUGUAGACAUAAGUGAGCGCCUAGUAACGUUCAGUGUCCGCUGUCAGAGUGAAUGUACGACAGUUGUUGAACAAUCACUCAGAGAACUUAUUCCAUUUUUGCGCGAUAAUGAUGAGCUCUUGCAUAGGACAUUCGUCAAUGGCCAAUAUAAUAAUGGCAUUUCGCGCUUGACAAGAUCUCUUCUUGACUGCUGUGUGAAAUUUCAAUCCAACGCCAACACAAUCGCCAUGCUAACGGCGCGUGCUCUUGGAUUGAUAGGAUGCUUGGACCCGAAUAGGGUCGAAGUGAUCGGUGAGAAAAGUGACAUCGUCGUUUUAUCAAAUUUUGCUCGAACAGAAGAAACUUUCAGAUUCACGAUGUUUUUUCUGCAAAAUGUUCUUGUCGAUGCAUUUUUAUCAGCAUCCAAUACACGUGCUCAAAGCUUUCUUGCCUAUGGCAUGCAAGCUCUCAUGAGCGCCAGUCAAAUUACCACGGAAAUCACAGCACCAUCUAACGAUCUCGAAAAAGACGAGAGACACCAGCAGUGGCUUGGUCUGCCUGAAACCGUGAGAAAUACAGUCACUCCAUUUCUUACGUCAAGAUAUGCCAUUACUUUAGGCGCCGCAAAAGACGAGUACAAAUACCCGCUAUUUAAGCCCAACAUGAGCUAUGGCGAUUGGCUUCGUAAAUUCACAGCAGAUCUUUUGCACAAGGGGUACAGUCUCAAUGUGCAAGUUAUCUUUUCAGUUUGUGCUAGAAUUAUUCGCGGUCAAGACAUAAGAAUCCCAUCUUUUCUUCUACCAUUUGCCGUGUUGAAUGUUGCAGCUGAUGGCCCCGAGCAGCAUCGACAAGAAGUAAGGGAGGAGCUGGUACGCAUCCUGUCUUUCCCAUCACCUGAAAACAAUACCAGUAUGAGGGAGAAUCUUCUUCUUUGCAGUGAGAACGUUUUCAGCGUUAUAGAUUAUUUGUCGAGAUGGGUGCAAGGGAAAAAGAAGCAGCACGCUAUAUUAGCUAGUCAUUCCUCUGGAAAUCGCGCCCAAGCAGAAAUGAUGCUUGAACUCUCAUCAAUACAGAUUAAGAACGUCGAGCAAAUUCUAUCUUCUAUACCUCCUGAGGUAAUCUCAAAGAGAGCUGUUGAAUGCAAGUCAUUUUCCAGAGCGCUACUCCAUUGGGAACAGUACAUUCGACAGCACAGGAGCAGCUUUGAUGAGGACUCUAGUAGCACACAGCUAGAAUCACUCUACCAACGGCUUCAAGAUAUAUAUACGCAAAUCGACGAACCGGAUGGCAUAGAAGGAAUUUCCACGCACUUGCAUGUGUUUAAUGUCGACCAACAAGUCUUGGAGUACCGCAAAACGGGGAGAUUGGUAGCUGCUCAAAGCUGGUAUGAAUUGCAGCUAGACGAGGAGCCUGACAACAGCGAGGCGCAACUGAACUUACUUACCUGCCUCAAGGAGUCUGGGCAGCAAGAUGCACUUCUCAAUAAAUUUGAGACAUUUCGGAGAUCAGAAACAUACUCAAGAAAGCUCCUUCCAUUUGCUGUUGAAGCUUCUCUCUGGUCCGCGAAAUGGGCCAAGCUAGACGAAUAUCUGACUCUUUCUGUCCAAGAAAGCACCCGCGAUUUUACUGUUGGCAUAGCAUCCGCACUAAAUGCUCUUCGGAAUGGCCAGAAAGACAUUUUUCGUGAAAGCCUCAAAAAUUUAAGACUUAACAUAACGAAGUCAAUGUCGACCUCUUCAACAAUGUCUUUACAGUCAUGCCAUGAUGAGUUGCUCCAACUUCAUGCUCUCUCGGAAGUUGAGGCCAUCGUGGAUGCAGAUAUCAAAACAGCAAAAGCCAAAACCAAGCUUAUGGAUGCUCUAGAUCACCGGCUAGAUCUACUAGGUGUGUACAUUUCGGAGAAACAAUAUCUUCUAGGACUGAGACGGGCCGCUAUGGGGCUUUCGAAUGCAUUCUCGGAACAGGAUAUAGCUGCUGUGUGGCUUACAAGUGCUCGCCUUUUUCGAAAGAAUGGCCAUAUAGGACCUGCUUAUAAUUCUGUCAUGCACGCAGCUCAGUUGAAAGCAAAAUCAGCUUCUAUUGAACAUUCUCGUCUCCUAUGGAAGGAUGGUCAUCAUCGCAAAGCUAUUCAGGACUUGAAGGGUGCAAUAGAUGCCAACGCUUUCAUCGCUCAUGACUACGAAUUAUCAACUUCUGAGUCAAUCUCAAUCACUAGAGAUCGUCAUCAAAAAGAAAAUAUUCCUGCCGCGAAGGCUCAUCUGCUACUUGCGAAAUGGACGGACCGAUCUGGACAAACUCACUCGGAUGUUAUAGUUCAGAGAUAUCGGGAAGCGAUCAGAUUGUAUGCCAGGUGGGAAAAGGCUCAUUAUUAUCUUGGAAAGCAUUACAACAAGAUAAUUGAGUCUGAAAGGGCGAAACCACCAGGAAAGGAGGCACAGAUUUAUCUGAGCGGCGAAGCUUCGAAACUUGCCAUAGAUAACUACCUGCGAUCCCUUGCCAAUGGAAACAAAUUUGUUUUCCAAACUUUGCCCAAAGUGCUCACUUUGUUUUUGGAACAUGCAUCUAAUAUAGAUCAAACCUUUGACCCAAGGAGAGGUGAAAACGCCGAGUUUCAAAGACAGGUUUCUACUCAACGUAAGAAGACUUUAAAGGACAUGCAUGCGCAACUGAAAAAAUAUACCAUUCGCAUACCUGCUGAAGUGCUCUUCACGGUUCUUGCACAAGUGGUCGCUCGGAUAUCCCACUCUAAUUCCAUGGUAUCAGAGAUAUUGACCGGCAUAGUAGUCAAAACCAUCACACACUUUCCGCGCCAGGGCCUUUGGACUGUUCUAGCUUUGGUCAAGUCAUCUUCAAAAGACCGCGCCUCAAAAGGAAUAGCAUGUCUUCAAAAGAUUGUGGAAGGUACUAAGAGGGAAGAUCGAGGUAGCAUCUCAGCAUCUGAGAUCCGGUCGAUGGUAAAUCAAGGCCAAAAGUUCUCCGAUGAGUUACUCAGGCUAUGCGUUGCCCCGGUAGAAGAAAAAGUGUCGAAGAUCAGCUUGGCGCGAUCCCUGGGCUUCAAUCACAAAGUGGCUCCAUGCCGUCUUGUUGUUCCGUUUCAAACUAUGCUAACGCCAAUCUUACCUCCUUCCCAUGACAAGAAAUUUCUGUCACAAUUUCGUCCUUUCCCAGGAGACGUUGUCAGCAUAGAGAAGGUUCUGGAUGAUGCAACAGUCCUAAAUUCGUUGCAAAAGCCUCGCAAAAUCAGCAUUCAAGGCACGGACGGAAAAGUAUAUAACCUUUUAUGCAAACCCAAAGAUGACCUCCGAAAAGAUCAGCGCCUUAUGGAGUUCAACAAUAUGAUCAAUGGGUUUCUGAAAAGAAAUGGUGAAUCACUCAAACGACGAAUGUACAUUAAAACCUACGCCGUGACACCAUUGAAUGAGGAAUGUGGGCUUAUUGAAUGGGUUGAUAAUCUGCGCACGCUUCGAGAAAUCGUAACCAAGCUUCUGCGGGAAAGGGGGAUUGCACCAAAUUACAAUGAGAUCAGACAUUACUUGAAUGAGGCCUGUUCCAACGAGGAAAACUUACCGGUUUUUACAACAAAGAUAUUAGCAAAGUUUCCACCAGUUUUGCAUGAGUGGUUUGUUGAAAUGUUUCCGGAUCCAGAUGCUUGGUUGGCAGCGAGGAUGAGAUACACCCGUACCAGUGCUGUCAUGUCAAUGGUCGGGCAUGUUCUUGGUCUGGGUGAUCGUCAUGGUGAAAACAUACUUUUCGAAGAAGGCACCGGGGGCGUAUUGCAUGUAGACUUCAAUUGUCUUUUCGACAAGGGGUUGACAUUCGAUAAACCCGAGGUGGUCCCCUUUCGUCUUACUCACAACAUGGUGGAUGCCUUUGGGGCAUAUGGUUACAAUGGGCCUUUCCGAAAGACUUGUGAAAUAACGCUGGGCCUUCUACGUCAGAACGAGGACGCACUCAUGACUAUUCUUGAAACAUUUUUAUAUGACCCAACAACCGAUUUCAUCGGGAGAAAGGCAAGUUGA